AUGGAUUCUGCGGCGCAAGCAAGAUUCGAUCUCAUCAAUUCGAACCUCGCCGAGUUCCUCAAUCCAGAGAUCAUCCAGGACAUAUUGAAAAGCGGACGCAAUCCUAGGGUGUACUGGGGCACAGCAACCACCGGUCGCCCUCACAUUGGCUACUUUGUGCCAGCGCUAAAGAUCUCGCAGUUGCUCCUCGCAGGCUGUGAUGUGACGAUUCUGCUUGCUGAUGUACACGCCUUUCUCGAUAAUUUGAAAGCGCCGCUCGAGCUAGUGGAACAACGUUCGAUUUACUAUCGAAACAUCAUCACUGCUAUUCUUCAAGCUGUCGGGGUUCCUACCGAAAAGCUCGAAUUUGUUCUUGGUAGUUCCUACCAGAAGAGUCCUGAUUAUGUGCUUGAUGUGUACAAAUUGUCUUCUUUGAUCUCCGAAGGUCAAGCCAAGAAGGCGGGUAGUGAGGUCGUUAAGCAGACUGGCAAUGCUCCGUUAAGCGGACUAUUGUACCCAGUUCUUCAAGUUCUCGAUGAGCAGCACUUAAAUUGUGAUGCUCAGCUCGGCGGAGUGGAUCAGAGGAAGCUCUUCACCUCAGCGACGGAAUGGCUCCCUAAACUUGGAUACCGCAUUCGUGCCCACCUUCUAAAUCCUAUGAUGGCCUCCUUAUCCUCCGGGAAGAUGAGCUCUAGUGAUAACCCAGAUAGCAAAAUCGAUCUCCUCGACUCGGCCGAAAGUAUCACAAAGAAAAUCCGGAAGGCAGAGUGUUUCCCCAAGAUCGUCGAAGACAACGGUGUACUUUCCUUGGUCGAGCACAUUCUGUUGCCCGCAGCUGUCCUUAAGGGCCACGGAGAAUUCCGCGUCGAGCGCAAGGACGCUGAACCUCUGGUCUUUACCGAUAUUAAGCAGAUGCACGAUGCUUACGCAGCUGAUAUUUUGACACCACAGCUGCUUAAGCCUGCUGUCUCGGCUGCCAUGAUUGCCCUUAUGGCCCCUAUUCACGCCGCUUACACAGCCUCGCCUGAAUGGCAGGAGGUAACAUUAAAGGCUUACCCGCCUCCGGUUGUGCAAAAGAAGGUCAAGAAGGUCAAGGAUAGAGGCUCUCGCUUCCCCGGCGCAAAGCAAGAAGAGACAGCCCAGCCUUCGGAGCAAGAGGCCGCUCAACCUUCAGAGCAAUAA
Penicillium digitatum Pd1 is the source of this 1161-nucleotide messenger RNA. RefSeq names its product tyrosine--tRNA ligase TYS1. The record is from RefSeq and is a predicted model, not a curated record. Gene Ontology annotation, cellular component: cytoplasm. Gene Ontology annotation, biological process: tyrosyl-tRNA aminoacylation. NCBI's taxonomy places the organism in Eukaryota, Fungi, Ascomycota, Eurotiomycetes, Eurotiales, Aspergillaceae. Gene Ontology annotation, molecular function: ATP binding; tyrosine-tRNA ligase activity.